Molecule: messenger RNA, 4007 nt
Organism: Ahaetulla prasina
Lineage: Eukaryota; Metazoa; Chordata; Lepidosauria; Squamata; Colubridae
Gene: KIF2A
Product: kinesin family member 2A
Exons: 22
Coding region: 1282-3318 (678 amino acids)
Biological process (GO): microtubule-based movement
Molecular function (GO): microtubule binding; ATP binding; microtubule motor activity
Source: RefSeq, a predicted model, not a curated record
AUUCAGGACAUCAAAAUCCCACAUGAGGUAACAACGGACAGAGCGAGAACCGAACCCGCCUUCCGAUCCGGCUCCUUGCCCGUACGGCUCCCCGCGCUCUCGGGGCCUCCCCUGCAAAAACGGGGAGUAUACUAUACACAGUAACAACCCCAACUCCGCAACCCAGGAAUCCUCUCGAAGGACCAAGGCCCCAAAAUGCACCUGGUCGGAUAGAUUUCCUCGUAAACCCCAGCACGCUGCCGACGAGGAAGCGAAGCCGGGGGCUGGAGUUCAGGAGGCGGAGAGCAGAGCCCGUCCCCCUCCCGCUCAGCGCGGCGGCGCCGUAGCCAGCACAGAAAGCACCGCCGACGAAGCGCCUGGAAGCCGGCGGGCGGCGACGGCCUCCGCGGCGCCCCACACCAAACUCUGAAAGCCCGCCGCCCGCCUCUGCUCCUCCCACUCCUUCAACCGAUCCUGCCGUGACGCCUCCAUUGUGUGCGCAGCGGCAGCGGCUCCCGGCGACUGUUGUAUCCGGCCGGCGCCUUUUUCUCCUCCUCCUCCUUCCUUCCCCCUCCCCUUUUCCCCGUAGAAACUGCUGUGGCCGCCGCCGCCGCCUCUUUCCCGCCGCCCCUCCCGCUUCUCCUUUUCCUUCAGCCGGGCGCCCCCCGCCUCGCCGCCUCAUCAUCUUCGGUGUCUCCCCCUCCCUUUCACUCGAUGACGCGAUGGCAACGGCCAACUUCGGCAAGAUCCAGAUAGGGAUCUACGUGGAGAUCAAGCGCAGCGAUGUGUGUGAAAAACCCUUUCUAACGAUGCGGAUGAAGUUUGUAGGCGUGGGAAGCUUUGGUGAGAUUACACUUGCACGGUGUGGAUAACAGCGUGCGGAAGAUCAGGAGUCGGCAACCUUAAACACUCAAAGAACCACAAAGGUCCUAACUGGAAGCCCCCUGUUCAAUUCUGGAGCCAAUUGGAAGUCCGGUUCCCUCAGCGUAGAGUCUCCUCCUACAUGUUGGCCUUUUUCCUCUGCUGACCAGAAGUCCGGUUACCCCACCAUAGAGUCGCCUCCUAGUGCGGCAUCCUUUUUUCUCUACCUGUCCUAACCAAAAGCCCUAUGAAUUGUGGAGCUGACAGCGACAGGGAGCCACUGCAGAGGGAUUAAAGACCCGCAUACGCCCAUAGACUGUCUACUAUAGUAGAAGAAUGUUAUUGGUCUUUCUCCUGAAGUGUAAUCAACUUCUCUAUCUACUCAAGUAUUCCAUGUGCACCAUUGCGUACAUUUAGAAUUCAGGUCGAAUACAUGAAGCUAUGGUAACAUCUCUAAAUGAGGAUAAUGAAAGUGUUACUGUAGAAUGGAUUGAAAAUGGUGAUACUAAAGGAAAAGAGAUUGACUUGGAGAGUAUAUUUUCGCUUAACCCAGACCUAGCUCCUGAAGAAGAUGAUCCUAGCCCAGAGACUCCUCCACCUCCCACACCUUCAGCAAAAGUAAACAAAAUUGUGAAGAAUCGAAGGACUGUGGCUCCUUCUAAAACUGAAACUCCUGCUAGAGACAACAGAGUGAUUGGUUCUGCACGUGCACGACCUACUCAGCUUCCUGAACAGUCAUCAUCUACACAACAGAAUGGUAGUGUUUCAGAUAUAUCUCCAGUUCAAGCUGCAAAAAAGGAAUUUGGACCCCCUUCACGUAGAAAAUCAAAUUGUGUGAAAGAAGUUGAAAAAUUGCAAGAAAAGCGCGAAAAACGAAGAUUACAGCAACAGGAAAUUAGAGAGAAACGAGCACAGGAUGUAGAUGCCACGAAUCCAAAUUAUGAAAUCAUGUGUAUGAUCAGAGAUUUCAGAGGAAGUUUGGAUUAUAGACCACUAACAUCUUCAGAUCCUAUUGAUGAGCACAGGAUAUGUGUAUGUGUUCGAAAACGACCACUCAAUAAAAAAGAAACUGUAAUGAAAGACCUUGAUGUCAUAACAAUUCCAAGCAAAGAUGUUGUGAUGGUACAUGAACCUAAGCAAAAAGUAGAUUUAACAAGGUACUUAGAAAACCAAACAUUCCGAUUUGAUUAUGCCUUUGAUGACAGCGCCCCUAAUGAAAUGGUCUACAGGUUUACUGCCAGACCACUAGUGGAAACCAUAUUUGAAAGAGGAAUGGCUACAUGUUUUGCAUAUGGACAAACAGGCAGUGGAAAAACCCAUACUAUGGGUGGUGACUUUUCAGGAAAGAACCAAGAUUGUUCAAAAGGAAUUUAUGCACUUGCUGCUAGAGAUGUCUUUUUAAUGUUGAAGAAGCCAAAUUAUAAAAAACUGGAACUUCAAGUAUAUGCAACGUUUUUCGAGAUUUAUAGUGGAAAGGUUUUCGACUUACUGAACCGGAAGACCAAAUUAAGAGUUUUAGAAGAUGGUAAACAACAAGUCCAGGUGGUGGGAUUACAGGAGCGAGAGGUGAAAUGUGUUGAAGAUGUUCUAAAACUUAUUGAGAUAGGCAACAGUUGCAGAACAUCUGGCCAAACAUCAGCAAAUGCACACUCAUCUCGAAGUCAUGCAGUAUUUCAGAUCAUCCUCCGGAGGAAAGGGAAGCUACAUGGUAAAUUUUCCCUAAUUGACUUGGCUGGAAAUGAAAGAGGAGCUGACACUUCCAGUGCAGAUAGGCAAACCCGACUAGAAGGUGCUGAAAUUAACAAGAGCCUUUUAGCACUCAAGGAGUGCAUCAGAGCCUUAGGCCGAAAUAAACCUCAUACUCCAUUUAGAGCAAGUAAACUUACUCAGGUCUUAAGAGAUUCAUUCAUUGGAGAAAACUCUCGCACCUGUAUGAUUGCUACUAUUUCUCCAGGGAUGGCAUCUUGUGAAAACACUCUAAAUACAUUAAGAUAUGCAAAUAGAGUCAAGGAACUAACAGUUGAUCCCAGUGCUGCUGGUGACGUCCGUCCCAUCAUGCAUCACACUCCGAAUCAGAUUGAUGACUUGGAUGCACAGUGGGGUGUUGGGAGCUCACCUCAGAGAGAUGAUCUUAAACUACUUUGUGAACAAAAUGAGGAAGAAGUUUCACCACAGUUAUUCACUUUUCAUGAAGCAGUGUCACAGAUGGUGGAAAUGGAAGAGCAAGUAGUAGAAGACCACAGAGCUGUCUUCCAGGAAUCAAUUAGAUGGUUAGAAGAUGAAAAAGCGCUCCUGGAAAUGACAGAAGAAGUAGACUAUGAUGUAGAUUCAUAUGCUACACAACUUGAAGCAAUUCUAGAACAAAAAAUUUACAUUUUGACAGAACUUCGAGAUAAAGUGAAGUCCUUUCGCACAGCACUACAAGAAGAAGAACAGGCUAGUAAACAAAUUAAUCCGAAGAGACCACGUGCCCUUUGAGGCGAACUUCUGCUGCUAAAAGAUGCCUGAAUCUUCAUUGCUAUACCAUGCAGCUGGUUGGAAAUGAAGUAGUAAGAAGUCUCAUCUACUUGAAAGAUCUAAAACUUUUGAAGUGUCUGUAGAAAUGUUCCAUUUCUUCCUCCCCCAGCCAACAUUUCAGUUGUGUGGAACGCUCCUGAAUGUCUGGAAAAUGCAUCUAGACCAGAUAGCACAACCAGGCAGGUUUGGGAGCUGGGAAGCACUUUUGUUUCAAAUGUUUAAUGUAAUCAAAAUUGUGAAUCUUUUAUGUUUUGGAAAUCUUUGCCAAUUUUUUUUUAAAUAAUGAAGUACAAUGGUGGACUUGUAAAAACUUCACAGAAUUUUGUUUCAUUUAGUCAAGUUGUUGCAAAGAACAGCUGUGCAGUUUUGUAUUUGUAUGCAUGCCCACCUCAUCAGUGAUUGUAUAUACCUCUUCUUCUAAACAGCUGUGCUUACCUCUACGUGUUUUGUGCCUUGAUCAAGGCAACCUGAUCUUAAAUGUCCUCUCUAAAGCACAGCCUUAAUAAAUGCCAUUCUUUAUUUGUCAAUGUAAAUUACUUUUACUAUUUGUACAUUUAAUGUGUGUUGUUUUGUUUUUCUUUUUGUGACUAGUUCUUCAUUUCACAGUUAUGUGCCAUAUCAUUGAUCUGGAAUUAAAAACUGUCAGUGUG